Phoenix dactylifera (date palm) is the source of this 3538-nucleotide messenger RNA. It is a transcript of the gene PPC4, whose product is annotated as phosphoenolpyruvate carboxylase 4. The record is from RefSeq and is a predicted model, not a curated record. NCBI's taxonomy places the organism in Eukaryota, Viridiplantae, Streptophyta, Magnoliopsida, Arecales, Arecaceae. Gene Ontology annotation, biological process: tricarboxylic acid cycle; carbon fixation. Gene Ontology annotation, cellular component: cytosol. Gene Ontology annotation, molecular function: phosphoenolpyruvate carboxylase activity.
CCGUUCUCUCUCUUAUCCCCUGAUUCUGGCCUCGCCGAUUCUGUUCUUCUCCCCCCCUCUCUCUCUCUCUCUCUCUCUCUCUCUCUCUCUCGAGUACGACUCUGUUUCUUUUCUUCUUUCUUGCUUGUUCCAUCGGAUUUCUUCGCCGAUCGGGCGUGUUCUCAUCUGGUGGUGGAAAAUGACGGAUACUACGGACGACAUUGCGGAGGAGAUCUCCUUCCAGUCCUUCGAGGACGAUUGCCGGCUUCUAGGAAGCCUUCUCAACGACGUGCUCCACCGAGAGCUAGGCUCCCAGUUCAUGGAGAACGUCGAAAGAAAGAGGAUCCUCGCUCAGAGUGCUGUUAAUAUGAGAGCGGCGGGGAUGGAGGAGACGGCGGAGUUUCUCGAGAAACAGCUGGUGACAGAGAUAUCGAAGAUGACUCUCGAGGAAGCCUUGUCGCUGGCCCGGGCUUUCAGUCAUUAUCUCAACCUCAUGGGCAUUGCAGAAACCCAUCACAGGGUUCGCAAGGCACGCAAUGUUGAUCAUUUAUCAAAAUCUUGUGAUGAUAUUUUCAAUAAGUUGAGACAUAGUGGAGUUCCUCCAGAAGAGCUCUAUGAGACUGUUUGCAAGCAGGAGGUUGAAAUUGUUCUAACAGCACAUCCUACUCAAAUAAACAGGCGUACCUUGCAAUAUAAACACAUUAGGAUAGCGCAUCUUUUGGAGUUUAAUGACCGACCUGAUCUUAGCCAUGAAGAUAAAGAAAUGCUCAUAGAGGAUCUGGUUCGAGAGAUGACUUCAUUAUGGCAGACUGAUGAACUGAGGCGUCACAAACCUACUCCAGUUGAUGAAGCUAGGGCUGGCCUACACAUUGUGGAGCAAUCACUUUGGAAAGCUGUACCUCAUUAUUUACGUCGUGUCAGCACUGCUCUGAAAAAGCACACUGGUAAGCCGCUUCCUCUAACUUCCACACCGAUUAAAUUUGGCUCAUGGAUGGGUGGUGAUCGAGAUGGAAAUCCAAAUGUUACAGCAAAAGUCACGAGAGAUGUUUCUCUGUUGUCACGAUGGAUGGCAACCGAGCUCUACAUUCGAGAAGUUGACAAUCUCAGAUUUGAACUAUCUAUGAACAGAUGUAGUGAUAAGUUGGCAAGCCUAGCACAUGAGAUCUUACUUAAAGAAUCAGCAGCUGAGGAUCGACACUCUCAAAGCUGGAAUCAGUCCAUAAACCAUUCUAAGCAUAACAGUCAGCAAACCUCAGCAUUGCCCGCGCAGCUCCCUGCUGGUGCUUAUUUCCCUUCUUGUACAGAAUGCAAAGAUGGGGAUUCCCAAUACCCCAGAUUAGAAUUUCCGUGCAACCUAAAUCGUCAGAAUGCUCAGAGUUCUCUAGAUUCUGGUCAAAAUAUUUUGAGACAAACCUCUUCAGACAGCAAUUCUAGUCCUGGCCUCAGUCGUCAGUCAUCCAUUACAGGGUCAUCAAAGAUACCUAGGACAAAUUCUACCCAACUUCUUGCUCAGAGGAAACUAUUUGCAGAAUCUCAAGUAGGCAGGUCAAGCUUCCGGAAGCUUCUUGAGCCCAGCUUGCAUCAACGUCCUGGAAUUGCUCCGUACAGGGUUGUUCUUGGGAAUGUCAUGGAUAAGCUUAUGAAGACACGGAGGCGGCUGGAGCUUCUCCUCGAGGACCUUCCUUGUGAACAUGACCCUAUGGAGUAUUAUGAAACUUCAGAUCAACUUCUUGAACCACUUCUCUUAUGUUAUGAAUCCUUGCAAUCAUGUGGGUCUGGUAUACUUGCGGAUGGUCGGUUGGCAGAUCUGAUACGGAGGGUUGCCACUUUUGGUAUGAUAUUGAUGAAGCUUGAUCUGCGUCAGGAGUCUGGUCGACAUUCUGAAGCAUUGGAUGCCAUUACAAGAUAUUUAGAUAUGGGUGUAUACAGUGAGUGGGAUGAAGAAAGAAAAUUAGAAUUUCUAACUAGGGAGCUGAAAGGAAAGAGACCUCUGGUUCCCCCAACAAUAGAGGUAGCUGCGGAUGUGAAAGAGGUCCUCGACACAUUCCGGGUAGCUGCUGAACUAGGAAGUGAUUCGCUUGGCGCAUACGUGAUUUCAAUGGCCUCUAAUGCAAGUGAUGUUCUUGCUGUAGAGCUGCUGCAGAAGGAUGCUAGACUUUCUGUGAGCGGGGAACUAGGAAGACCGUGUCCCGGUGGAACGUUAAGAGUCGUCCCUUUGUUUGAAACCGUGAAAGAUCUGAGAGGAGCUGGUUCAGUGAUAAGGAAGUUGUUAUCAAUUGACUGGUAUCGGGAGCAUAUCAUAAAGAACCAUAAUGGGCACCAAGAGGUUAUGGUUGGUUACUCUGAUUCCGGUAAAGAUGCUGGGCGCUUUACAGCAGCAUGGGAACUGUACAAAGCCCAAGAGGAUGUUAUUUCUGCCUGCAAUGAGUAUGGUAUCAAAGUCACACUUUUCCAUGGGCGUGGAGGUAGUAUUGGUCGUGGUGGUGGUCCCACAUAUCUCGCCAUACAAUCGCAGCCUCCUGGUUCUGUAAUGGGAACUCUUCGUUCAACUGAGCAAGGCGAGAUGGUCCAAGCCAAGUUUGGUCUUCCCCAGACAGCGGUAAGGCAGCUCGAGAUCUGCACAACAGCCGUUCUUCUGGCAACAAUGCGCCCACCACUUCCCCCUAGAGAAGAGAAGUGGCGCCGUGUCAUGGAGGAGAUCUCCAAGACCAGUUGCCACCACUACCGGAGCACUGUAUAUGACAAUCCUGAUUUUCUGGGCUACUUCCAUGAGGCCACCCCUCAGGCUGAGCUUGGCUUCCUCAACAUUGGAAGCAGGCCUACCAGAAGGAAGACCUCAACUGGUAUUGGGCACUUACGUGCGAUCCCAUGGGUCUUCGCAUGGACUCAAACCCGUUUUGUGCUUCCUGCAUGGCUUGGGGUGGGAGCUGGCCUCAAGGAUGCAUGCGAUAAAGGGUACCAAGAGGACUUGCAAGCCAUGUACAAGGAGUGGCCUUUCUUUCAGUCUACUAUAGAUCUUAUUGAAAUGGUGCUUGCAAAGGCUGACAUUCCCAUAACAAAGCACUAUGACGAAGUGCUUGUACAAGAGAGCAGAAGGGCCCUUGGUGCAGAACUGAGGACGGAGUUACUGAAGACAGAAAAGUACGUGUUGAUUGUCAGUGGUCACGAGAAACUUUCAGAGAACAAUCGAAGUUUGAGGAGAUUGAUCGAGAGCAGGCUCCCUUUUCUCAAUCCAAUCAACAUGCUACAGGUGGAGAUUUUGAGGAGAUUGAGAUGUGAUGAUGAUAACAAUAAACUUAGAGACGCAUUGCUCAUCACGAUCAAUGGCAUUGCAGCAGGGAUGAGAAACACUGGUUGACAUGAUUGAUCACUCGAAGUAUUGCACAGACCAUUUUCUUGCAGAGAUUUGUUAAAAGAUACAGUAGUGCGAGGUUUUCUGUUCCCCUUCUUUUUCUAUUUGGGAUUCUCCAUAUAUCUAUGAAUUACUAAAAUUUCUUUAGGAACUUCAAUGCAAAAAUUAUAUAUUUUAUGAAAUGAUCCAAAGGUCGGAUUGAUGCUA